This is a messenger RNA of Chironomus riparius, 2508 nucleotides long. The record is from the annotation of a GenBank genome assembly. NCBI's taxonomy places the organism in Eukaryota, Metazoa, Arthropoda, Insecta, Diptera, Chironomidae.
CAAAACUUCUGAACAGACACCAACAGACCCAAACACGUGAAAAACAUUGCUUCUCGAUAAUUUUGUUAAAUUAGUUAAAAUACAAUGGGACGUAAAGUGAAUUUUGCUGAAAAACCGAAGAAAGGACCUGGAAAGAAGGCAAAGAAACAGCCAGCACCAAAAUUCUCCAAGAAACUAUUAGGAACAGAAGAAACAGUUGUAGAUUUAAAGAAGCUGUCUCAUCGACAAAAGCAGCGAUUUGUCAAGAGAUCAGCCAGAAAGGAGAAACUACUAACAGCCAAUGCAAAUGCUAUUGCAAAAAAGAAGUUACAGCAUAAACAAAAAAUAGAGAACAAAUAUGAAAGUUCCGAGGAAUCUGAAGAGGCAGGAAGUGAUGACGAACAAAUGGAAUCAGAUGAAGAUAUCAAGCAAGUCGAAAAGUCAAUGAAAAAAGGAUUUAAACAGGUAAAAACUCCUGUAGAAGAAUCAGAUGAAAGCGAUGAUGAAAAUCAAUUUGAAAGUAACGACGAGGAUGACAGCGAUGUUAUGCCUGAUAAUUUCGAUCAAGCUGGAGACUCAGAAUCAGAUUCAGAUGAACAAGAGCCAUCAAAUAAAAGAAAACGUGACAUUUUGGCUGAUUCAGACGAUGAAAGCGAGCAGGAACAGCAAGGAAGUGAUGAGCAAGAAAGCGAUGAAGAGUCAGGAGAUGAUUCCGAGAAUGACAGGAAGUUGCCAAUUGAAAAAGCUAGUAAAAAAUUAAAGCUUCAAAAGGAAAAGGAUGACAAAUUAGCUGAAGAUGAAUUACAACUUAAUAUCGCAGAUAAAGAAAAGUUCAGCCUCGAUGAGGCACUAGAUGUCGAUAAAGCAUUAAAUUUACAAGAUGUCCAACAAAGAAUUAAGGAUGUAGUAGCAAUUCUUAUGGACUUUUCAGCUAAUCGUGAUCCAACACGUUCCAGAGCUGAAUAUGUGGAUGUUUUGAAGAAAGAUUUGUGCACUUAUUACAGCUAUAACGACUUUCUCAUGAUGACAUUAAUGGAUGUAUUUCCAGUAAAUGAACUUGUUGAAUUUUUGGAAUCAUCAGAAGUUCAACGUCCAUUAACAAUCCGAACGAAUAGCUUAAAGACACGUAGACGUGAUUUAGCACAAGCUUUAAUUAAUCGCGGUGUUAAUUUAGAUCCAGUUGGAAAAUGGUCAAAAGUUGGUCUUACAAUUUAUAGCUCACAAGUUCCAUUAGGUGCUACACCUGAAUAUCUUGCUGGACAUUAUAUUAUUCAAGGUGCAUCAAGUAUGCUUCCAGUUAUGGCAUUAGCACCACAAGAAAAUGAAAGAGUUCUCGAUAUGUGUGCAGCUCCAGGCGGUAAAAGCACACAUAUUGCAGCCAUCAUGAAGAAUACAGGAGUUUUAUUCUCAAAUGAUGUUAAUAAGGAUCGUAUUCAUGCUAUUGUCGGUAAUUUUCAUCGUUUAGGAAUUAUUAAUUCAGUUGUAACUUGUGUUAAUGGAAUUGAAUAUAAGAAAUUUAUUGGCGGAUUUGAUCGUGUCUUGCUUGAUGCUCCAUGUUCAGGAAGUGGUGUUAUAUCUAAAGAUCCAUCAGUAAAGACAUCAAAGACACAAGUUGAUGUUCAACGUUGCUAUAAUUUGCAGAGAAAAUUGAUUAUUAGUGCCAUCGAUUGUUUAUCAGCAAAAUCUAAAUCUGGUGGUUAUUUAGUCUAUUCUACAUGCUCAAUACUUCCAGAAGAAAAUGAAUGGGUUGUUGAUUAUGCUUUAAAGAAACGCAAUGUUCGUUUAGUUCCAACUGGAUUAGAUUUUGGAACAGAAGGAUUCACUAGUUAUCGUGAAAAGCGAUAUCAUCCAUCAAUGAAACUUACUAAACGUUAUUAUCCACAUACACACAAUAUGGAUGGAUUCUUUGUUGCUAAAUUACAAAAGAUAUCAGAUACAAUUCCUGAAAAUGACACAGAGGAUAUUGAUGACGAAGAACAGCUCGAAAAUGAAGAGGAAAAUCAAGAAGGCAAGAAGAAACGAGUCGAUAAACGCGAUUGGUUCCAUAAAGAUCUAGAAGAAAUGAAAAAGAAACCAGAAGAUCCAGUAAAGAAACAAAAUUAUGUCACAAAUGUUUUUGAAAAGCCUUUAAAGACGGAAAAAACGAAGAAAACUAAGAAAAGCAAGAAAAAUAUCCAGCCACAAACCGAAACUGAUCCAAAAACUUUAGUGUCAACACCCAAGAAAGAUAACAAUGAAAAGAAUUCAACGCCAGCUGCAAAUAGCAACAAGAAGAAACAAAACCAGAAAAAUAUCCAACAAGAAAACGGAAGUGAUACAAUAGCUUCAGUUCCAUCAGCCAAGAAGGCAAAGAAAAAUAUCCAUCAACAAAAUGGAAGUCCAAAAGCUCCAGUUUCAACACCUAUAAAAGAUAAGAACGUAAAAGUAGUCAAUGGAAAGAAUUCAUCACCAGCGACUAACAGCAGCAAGAAGAAAAAGUUUCAGAAAAAGUAAAUGAAUUAAAUUUAAAUUUAAUGGACUAAAUUGAGG